This is a messenger RNA of Drosophila kikkawai, 417 nucleotides long. The record is from RefSeq and is a predicted model, not a curated record. NCBI's taxonomy places the organism in Eukaryota, Metazoa, Arthropoda, Insecta, Diptera, Drosophilidae.
UCUUGUUAGACAGUCGCUUCCUGAGUUUAAGCAAGCUCCUUCAAGCUACUUCAAUACUCGAAAUCUAUAUCCACAAGAUGCGUUUGAUCCUGCUGUCUGUCGUUGUUCUAUUGGGUCUGGCCUGUGCCUUUGCCCUGGAGGAUAAUGGAGCCAAUCUGAAGGACCUGCUGGGCGUGGCCGAUCAGGGAGAGGCCCAUGCCGAGGCUGGAGUGCGUGAGGCACGAGGAUAUAGACAUGGACACUACCGAGGACACCACCAUGGACACCACUAUAGACACCACCAUGGACACCACUAUAGACACCACCAUGGGCACAAAUAUUAUCAUUAGCUAGUCUUCAGCUAUAAAAUUUAAUUUGACAAAUUGUAUUUCACGAUUUGAAAUAUUUUGAAAUAAAAGAGCAUUGAAAAACAAGAAA